Cladophialophora immunda is the source of this 2637-nucleotide messenger RNA. RefSeq lists its product as uncharacterized. Lineage: Eukaryota; Fungi; Ascomycota; Eurotiomycetes; Chaetothyriales; Herpotrichiellaceae. The transcript has a single exon. The record is from RefSeq and is a predicted model, not a curated record. Bases 1 to 2637 code for a protein of 878 amino acids.
AUGCGGUCUGAGUCAUCUAGCAGCUUAAACUCAUCCAUAUCGGGGCCGGGCUCAAGCGUGUUCAGCAGUCCCUCUUCUGCCGCGAGCACCGCAGCAACGACUGUGGUCGAUGAUGACGACUACGAUGUGAUCCAGAACCUAUACAUUCGGAGAGACGCGAGCAUGGAGCCCAGUAUCCGAGCGGCGUACGAGUCGAUCCUGGUGCCGUUGAUCAAUCAAGAGCUAGUCCACUCCGCGUAUGCCGAAAGAUAUAGCAUUGCGCUGUGUUCGGUCGGAUUCCAAACGUCGGCCUUUGCCCCCGCGAUUCUGAUAUCCACCCGCACGCCGAAGGCGAAGAAGAAAAUCUUUGCUCACCUAGCCCGUCUUGAAGACCUGGGGCUCGCUCUCAAAGAGCACAAUCUUGCCCUGCAUGUCGUUGUUCACCGAUUUCGCACCGCCGGCGGAGAAACCGCUUCCCUUGGCGACGUUGGGAUGCUUGCAUACGCCGUGCCCCGUGUGGACUCGAAUGCGCUGUGUGGAUCCAGGAUUGUUAUACCCAAGUUAGAUCGAGGAGAACUGUCAUGCUGCACCAGUGGUCUCACGUUUAACGUCGGUGGCCGGGCGUGCGGGAAGACAGCACUGCAUCCUUGGGAAGACAUCGAUGAUGCUGUGUCCGAAGUCGACUCAGAAUCGAGUGGGAGCGAUGAGGAAGACGAUGAAACGGACGACGGUCUUGCGUUGUCUUUGGUCCCUGACAACCCAGGCUUCUCAGAUGAAUCAGACGAUAGCAGUGCGUUGUUCAUGCACUGCGGCCGAGAUGGCUUUAUCCAUUUUCCUCAGACACGCCAGCUUGCGAACAAUGCCACCGAAACACCACAGAUUGUACAGGCGAGCGUCAAAUCCACGCGCUGUGGGCCCAACAGAGUCUUGCCCCUCUAUCACGGUCCACAAACAGACUGGGUUCUCUACGAUGCUCAAUCAGCUGCUCCAGAGAUUCCACUCAGCGACCUUGUGAGAAAUGAAGUCGCCGGUCACCAGAUUACAAAGUUCCAUCACGAAGACCCUGAUGCCAGAGUGGCCGUUGCCGUUGCCGACCAUGAAGCGGUCGUCCAUGGUGUCAUUCAGCCUGGCUCGGUCUGCCUCCGAUAUGGAUCAAGGACCUAUGAUCUGCGACGAGUGACACUUGAACGCCCUCUCAGAUCGGGUUGUUCUGGUGCAGCAGUCGCACAUCGAGACGAGCUCUGCGGGACAAUCCUGGCCGUCUCAGAGGAGGUGCCGUGGGCCUACAUGGUGCCCAUCGAGGCGGAGCUGAAGGAGAUGGAGGCCGUUUGCGGAUUACCUGUCCGACUUUCUGGCGCCCAGGAGGCACAACUUGUGGAACUGGGUUCCCUGGAACUCACUGUAUCAACCCGGCCACGGGGAAUCGCCACUGUCCCUUCCUCGAACACGAGACCCCCUGAAACCUUCGAAGUCAUCCUUGAAGGUCAAAUCAACCACAACCUAGGAGCUUUCCUUCCGAGGUUUAGCUAUGAGGCGCGGCCCAGGGGAGGCGUUGCUGUUGACCUUGAUUUCGAGAUUGAGAAAGAUUUCGGCUCUAUUAUUUACUCGGAACCAUCCUGGCUGUCGGAAGCGGAUGGUGCUCUCGGUAUGCUGCAGGCCACCAUUGCAGAUGUAGAAGGGCGAUAUAUGGGAGUCCUUCAAAGCGCAGCUUCGAUCGGCCAGUCACCGUCUUGGGCCGUCUUUCCGUUUUCUGGUUCUUCGCGAAUGGGCACCGUCUUCCAGGACUUCACCAAGAGUCUCUUAUUGACUGGCCCCCAGACGUCGGAAAUGCAGCCUCCUUCGAAGCCUUCACUGAGUACCGAGCCGAUACAACCCAGUCGCGAAAGUUCUGGCUGGGACCAGGAUCGCCGAGACUGCGAGGAGGGUCCGUGGACAUGCAGAUGGCGACCAUUUGCUACCUCGACAAUAUGUUCCGACGAUAGCAUCACUGCCGCUAGCCUUGAUACCUCAACUGUCACGACACCAAGUGCCAGUACGCACUCUGCCCGAAAAGCCGAGUCCUUCUCCAGAUGUCCUCACCACCAUCUACUGUCGGCAUUCGUUAGCCUCGCACAGACGUUGAGAAUGAUACAAUUGUUGAGUCCAUCGUCCAGUCAAUAUGAAGACAGCCAUCGUGACAUCAAACCGGCCAACAUUCUUGUGGCUGAAGAGGUAGUCAAGCUUGCUGAUAUAGGCCCCUCUCACUUCAGGCGACAAGUGGAUCGCUGCAAGAGUACAGAUUACUCAUGCGAAGGAACAGCCAGCACAUCAUCUUUCGCAGCAAGAUCCUCGGCACGGCUGUUCCACGACAAAGAGUUGCACGACAUUUUCCCGCCCUGGAUCGACAACGACAGCGAUGACUGUGUUCUGGGAAUGCUGCCCGACUGCCCUUGGGAAAGGUUCUUUAUAGGAUGCGAAAUGUGUCGUUGCCGUUGGAGUGAACCACCGUGGAGGUCUAUCCUGCAACGAUUACUGGCCGCGUCUGUCAAAUUCAAAGGGCACGAGGCAAGUCGGAUGCAGAAAGGAAGACGUCGAGACGACAAGGUCUUCGCCUGGCUGCAAGGCGUCGAGGAUGGCGUGUGUCCGAAAGACGCGGAUGAUGAAUCAUGCGUCGCUUGA